AAAAUUCAUAAAAGUGAAAAAAAAUGAAAAUUUAUGAAUUCUUUUUAUUGCAUGUUUAAGUACUUCAAUUACUGAAAAUUAUGCUUAUUAAAAAAACUUUUAAAAAUAAUUGUUUUAAAUGGCGCGCAAUAAUAGCACUUACGGCAAACUCACAAAUUAUAACGUCACAAUGAACCAACCGCCCAGUGACAAGUUUACCUUUACCUACUCUUGCGCAAUACAAAUUGUCAGCGUCAGCGUAUUAGAUAAACGUACAUAGUGACGCGUGACGUGUUCGCGAGUACAAUCACGUCUUGAGGAAAUUUCGGCCUAAAGUGAUUACGUUCUUUAGUAAUUAUCAGCAAUUACCUGGCAUUUUCAUUGUGCAAAACGUCGCAGAAGAUAUAUUAGUAUUAGAUCUUGUCGUUUUCUUGCUACUUUCUCGCGAGGGCCGGAAAAAUGUCUUUCGUCUCGCCCAUGCCCAGCCGAGAGUUUCUUUGGAGUGUAUUUCAAAGGGUGGACAGAGAUGGAUCUGGUUCAAUUACUGCAGAUGAAUUACAACAAGCUCUUUCAAAUGGCACGUGGACACCAUUUAAUCCAGAAACUGUUCGUUUAAUGAUCGGUAUGUUUGAUAAGAACCAAAAUGGUACAGUGAGUUUUGAGGAAUUUGGAGCAUUAUGGAAAUAUGUUACUGAUUGGGAGAAUUGUUUUCGAUCAUUUGAUCGUGAUAACAGUGGUAACAUUGAUCGCAACGAAUUGAAGACUGCUCUUACAAAUUUUGGAUAUCGACUAACAGAUCAAACAAUUGACAUGCUUAUACGAAAGUAUGAUCGUGCAGGACGUGGAACAAUAUAUUUUGAUGACUUUAUACAGUGCUGCAUAGUAUUAUAUACUUUAACAUCAGCAUUCAGACGGUUGGACACAGAUCUGGAUGGUGUUAUAACAAUCCACUAUGAACAAUUGGGCAUGGUGUUUAAUCUUAAGAUAUAAACGCCACAUAUUUUCUUCAUGCCAAUUUUGAUUUACAGCUCCUAGAGGUCUGUUGACGUAUUGAAGCAUUUAUAUCUCUUUCACAAUUGGAAUAUGCCAUCCCUAAUCCAAAGCCAGCACCAAUUAUAAUGGGCCAUCUUCUUCCUAUAAAGAGAAAAUACGAAAUAUUUAUAUAUUUUUCUAUAUAUUCAACUUUAAAAUAACUAAAGAAUAAUUUGCCAAGAA
Messenger RNA from Nylanderia fulva, 1194 nucleotides. RefSeq names its product Apoptosis-linked gene-2 (gene Alg-2). NCBI's taxonomy places the organism in Eukaryota, Metazoa, Arthropoda, Insecta, Hymenoptera, Formicidae. Gene Ontology annotation, molecular function: calcium ion binding. The record is from RefSeq and is a predicted model, not a curated record.